AUGGUUUCCUGUGGAAAUACUUGUAAUAUUCCAGUCGAAGAUCCAGAAGAAUUUGAAUUCGAUUGUAAAGAUUUCGGAGCUUCAGUAAACCUUGGAGGUGGAGGAGGUUUAAUAUACGUCGCUGAUCCCCUUAAACCCGCUCAUCCCACUCAUCCCGCUAAUCCUAUUCAUCCCACCAAUCUUACCAAUUCCACUAAUCCUACUCAUUCCACCAAUCCUACUCAACCCACUGAUUUCCCCCAACCCUAUAAUCCUUGUAAAUAG
Funneliformis caledonium is the source of this 264-nucleotide messenger RNA. The record is from the annotation of a GenBank genome assembly. Lineage: Eukaryota; Fungi; Glomeromycota; Glomeromycetes; Glomerales; Glomeraceae.